AUGACGCAAUCAAGUAAUAAUGGACAGGACAGCAGCAAUGAGAUUUCUUUGAUUCAUGCAAUGAAAAUGGCAGAUGUUGCGAGAAAGCAUUACCAUGGCGUUGAAAACUCGUCGCCAAGUGGAAUUCCACCGGGAGCAUUGCAGGGCGCCACGGCAUUUGUUCUAGCGGGUGUGGCGCUGCUGCCCGUGCGAAGACUACUACUGAAAAAUGCUGGGCACCAGGGAUUCAAAAAUUUUGUCGAUAUCAUCGCCAGUGUCGGAGGUACUCUGGCUGCAACACAGGCUGGCUUGGUGGUCGGUUCGUUGUAUGGAAGUAAGGUCUAUCUCGAUUUGUUGAAGGAAGAGCCAGUGACUUCGAAAUCACAACUUACUGACGACAUAUGCAACACCAUGUGGUCCACGGUUUUACCCCCGCACCUUCAUCACGCGAAAUCACCUUCUUGUGGUUCGUUCGAUCCAAGGCUGCAGCCUCUCAUUUCGCUACAAGAAGCCAUGCAGCAAUGCAACGCAAGGAAAGAAUACCAAGAGUCAUUAUCUUCAUAA
Molecule: messenger RNA, 543 nt
Organism: Cylindrotheca closterium
Lineage: Eukaryota; Bacillariophyta; Bacillariophyceae; Bacillariales; Bacillariaceae
Source: the annotation of a GenBank genome assembly